AGCUCACUUUUUAGGGCUUUGGGAAACAGGAGCUCAUGGAUUCCGUCUGCGCGAUGCAGGCAUCAGGCUUGGCGGGGCUGGGAUCGAGCUCGCAGCCGCGCAGGGGGCGCAGGAACGAUCAGCUAAGGCUGCUGGGAUCGGCAAGGGGGAGGGUUUUGUGCAAUGCGCAGGCAGUGCAGCAGCGGCAGCAGCAAUCCGACGUCGCCAAGGCGAAGAUUGCGGAUCCCUAUUCCAGUCUCGGCCAGGUCUGCGCGGUCCUUGGUACCCAGUGGGGCGACGAAGGCAAGGGCAAGCUCGUUGAUAUCCUGGCCAGGCACUACGACAUUGUUGCGAGAUGCCAGGGCGGCGACAAUGCUGGUCAUACCAUCUACGAUGACAAGGGCGAUAAGUUUGCUCUCCACCUCGUACCCUCUGGAAUCCUUCAGCGCGACACAGUAUGUAUGGUAGGCAACGGUGUUGUCGUCCAUCUCCCCAAGCUCUUCGAGGAGAUCAAGCAGCUGGAAGCCAAGGGAAUCUCCUGCGAGGGGAGGAUCCGCGUCUCCGACCGUGCUCAUCUCCUCUUCGACUUCCACCGGACCGUCGACGCGCUUAGAGAAGCCGAGCUCGCCGGGUCCAUGAUUGGGACGACUAAACGCGGCGUCGGCCCCUGCUACGCCAGCAAAGCCACCCGGAAUGGAAUCCGAGUGGGAGACUUGCUCGACAUGAGCACGUUCCGAGAUAAGCUAGAAAUCUUGCUCGAGGAUGCCGCUGCCAGGUUUGAUAAGUUCACGUAUGAUAAGUCCAUGUUAGAGAAGGAGGUGGUAAGGUACAGGGACUUCGCUGAGAAGCUUGGGCCUUACAUUGCUGAUACGGUUUACUUGAUCAAUCAGGCUUACCAUGAUAAGAAGAAGAUACUGGUCGAGGGAGGCCAGGCAACAAUGCUGGAUGUCGACUUUGGGACUUACCCGUUUGUGACGUCCUCGAAUCCUUCUGUCGGUGGAGUGUGUACAGGGCUUGGAAUCGCACCAAAGAGACUCGGUGACAUCAUUGGAGUGGCGAAGGCUUAUACAACUAGAGUUGGAGCUGGGCCAUAUCCAACCGAGGCAUUCGGUGAGCUUGGGCAGAGCUUGCGAGAGACGGGAAAUGAGUUUGGCACGACGACGAAGAGACCGCGUCGCUGUGGAUGGCUGGACGUUGUUGCCCUCAACUAUUCAUGCGAGAUCAAUGGAUUCACGUCGCUGAAUCUCACCAAGCUGGACGUGCUGUCGAAUCUCCCGGAGAUCAAGCUCGGCAUCGCGUACAAGGGACCAAAAGACGAGAGCGUCCCAUCCUUUCCCGCGGAUCUCAGCUUCUUGGAGAAAGUCAAGGUUGUGUAUGAGACGGUUCCUGGAUGGCAGACGGACAUAAGCUCCGUGCGGAAGUUCAAGGAUCUGCCAGGAGCCGCCAAAGCUUACGUUCAAAGGAUAGAGGAACUGGUUGGCAUCAAAGUCCAGUUUAUCGGAGUUGGGCCUGGCCGAGACGCACUGAUCGUGCGCGAUUGAAGUCGCGACCAAGAAUUUUGUAUGCUAAGAAACCAAAGUUUUAAUAAACUCUCUCCAUUUUCGAAGAAA
Selaginella moellendorffii is the source of this 1589-nucleotide messenger RNA. RefSeq names its product adenylosuccinate synthetase, chloroplastic. Gene Ontology annotation, molecular function: adenylosuccinate synthase activity; GTP binding. The record is from RefSeq and is a predicted model, not a curated record. NCBI's taxonomy places the organism in Eukaryota, Viridiplantae, Streptophyta, Lycopodiopsida, Selaginellales, Selaginellaceae. Gene Ontology annotation, biological process: 'de novo' AMP biosynthetic process; IMP metabolic process. The transcript has 4 exons. The coding region runs from base 36 to 1520 and encodes 494 amino acids. Gene Ontology annotation, cellular component: cytoplasm.